Molecule: messenger RNA, 2867 nt
Organism: Topomyia yanbarensis
Lineage: Eukaryota; Metazoa; Arthropoda; Insecta; Diptera; Culicidae
Product: hexamerin-1.1-like
Source: RefSeq, a predicted model, not a curated record
AUGAGAUCGUUCACGGUUAUAGUUCUGGCGGCAGCCGUAGCAGUUGCUUCUGCCGCCUUCGUACCAAGUACCAGUCAAGUUAAGUUCGCCGAUAAACAAUGGCUGCACAAGCAGGAAGAUUUGCUGCUCCUAUUCCGUCAUCUGUACCAAAAAGACUGGAACCCUCAGCUGGUAUCCUAUGCGAAAAAUUUCGAACUCAAGAGUAGUUUCCAUCUGUACAACAACGUGGAUGCCACGAAGGAAUUCUGGACCUACUACGAGCACGGAUUGCUGCCCAAGGGCGAAGUAUUCUCUAUUUUCGACGAGGUGCAUCGUGAACAGGCAAUCGCUCUCUUCCAUCUGUUCUACUAUGCCAAGGACUGGGAUACGUUCUACAAAACUGCAGCCUGGGCUCGGUACUACGUGAAUGAAGGUAUGUUCGUGUAUGCACUGACUGUGGCUGUUACGCAUCGUUCUGACAUGGCUGGAUUCAUUCUGCCCGCACCGUACGAAAUUUAUCCGUUCUAUUUCGUCAAUACUGAGGUGGUUCAGCAAGCACAACAAUACAAGAUGCAAGGAUAUUAUGGGAUGAAAAAGGUUGGCGACGUGUAUACAGGUGUCAUUACGAGCAACUACACCGGCUGGUAUAUUCACACUAAUGCAGAGCAGAAGAUCUCAUACUUCACUGAAGAUAUUGGCCUUAAUACCUAUUACUACUAUUUCCACAUUGAUUAUCCUUUCUGGAUGGGCGGUAAAGAGUUUGGCCUUUACAAAGAUCGUCGCGGAGAGCUGUAUUUGUACGAACACCAGCAGAUUCUGGCUCGCUACUAUCUCGAACGUCUGUCAAAUGACCUUGGUCACAUUCCUGAGUUCUCAUGGUACUGGCCCGUGAAAACUGGUUACUAUCCAGAUCUGCACUAUUACAACGGUCUUACCUUCCCGAACCGUGACAAUUACCAUAUCGUCAACCAGGAAGCCUAUUAUCACGACAUUCAGAUGGUCGAAGACUAUGAACGACGUGUCCGUGAAGUAAUUGAUCGUGGUUUCUUGCUGAUGCCUGAUGGCAAGAAAAUCAACUUCAGCAUACCUGAAGCCGUAGAUUAUCUUGGCAAUCUGAUCCAAAGCAAUCCUGAUAGCUAUGACAGUCGAUUCUACAAGUACCUCAGCAUGUUUUCACGCAUCAUCAUGGGUGUUGCAGUGGAGCCUAUUGAACAUCAUGAGGUAAUCCCGAGCGUUUUGGAACACUUCGAAACAUCAAUGCGGGAUCCUGUGUUCUACCAAAUUUAUAAACGCAUUAUUCACUACUACUAUCAGUUCAAGGAUCAUCUUUCACCGUACACCUAUGAAGAGCUGUAUUUCCCGGGUGUUAAAAUCGAUGACGUUUUUGUUGAUAAGCUAGUUACAUACUUUGAUAAAUUCGAUAUUGAUGUGACCAACGCCAUCGAUAUCGAACCGGAACACUAUGAAGAAGGAAAGUACGUCGGUUUCGGGGAGAUCGAGUAUAAACCAGAUCCAGUUGUCCUCAAAGCUCGCACGAUUCGGCUUAAUCACAAACCUUUCUCCUACAAAAUGAGUGUAACUUCCGAGAAAUCCAUCAAAGCUGUCGUUCGUGCAUUCAUUGGUCCAAAAUACGAUGAGUUUGGUUCGAUUUAUCGCCUGAACGAGAAUCGGGAAAACUUCUACGAACUGGAUUACUUCGUGUAUGAUUUGGUAGCCGGCAAAAACGUAAUCACUCGCAAUUCCCUGAGCUUCAACGGUUAUGUCAAAGAUCGUACCUCAUUCUACGAUCUGUACAAGCGGGUCAUGCUGGGCUACACCACCGACGAGAAGUUCCCUCUGGACAUGUCCGAAGCUCAUUGCGGUUUUCCGAACCGUCUGAUGCUACCAAAGGGCAAGAAGGGUGGCAUGGCGUUCCAAUUCUUCUUCAUCAUCUCACCGUACUAUGAACCGAAGGUACCUCAAUACACUGGAUUCGAUCCGGUGGUAUCCUGCGGAGUUGGUUCCGGCGCACGUUACUUCGAUAAACUGCCGUUCGGUUAUCCAUUUGACCGUAGGAUUGAUGAAACCUAUUUCCAUGUGCCAAAUGCGUUCUUCGAGGAUGUUGUUAUCUUCCACAAGAAGGAAGGUGAUAUCAACACUAUUGUGUGAAACAAACUCACCGACCGCUUUUAGACAUUAAGUCUACGAAACUAGGUUCCCCACAUCAUCACGCUGUUCUGGGGAAUCUAGAUUUGUCCAUACUGAAUGUGAUACUGUUUGUAAUAAAAAAGAUGAUCGAAUGAAAAGAAAAACACGGUUUUAUGAGUUGCUUUCAUGUGGUGGGGUGCACUUUUGGUUUCAGGCGCGGCUUGGCAUCAAUUAUGGAAUUCAGUUUGUUUAUGUGAGAAAGCAAUGUUGAUAGCCUCUCGGUUGGGUGCCUUCGUGCAGGAUGGUUCGAUCGAAUAUUCUUGCGCCAAUCGAGCUCAUGUCCGGGGCUUCUGCAAGUGGUGGAUGCUAGUGUUUAUUUAUGUUUCCAAUUAAAGAUUUGGAGUGUUUUUGAAGUUCGCUCGGGAUUGGUGAUAUGGUAUAGAGCUUACAGAAUGCACACCAUCUGCCGUAUUCAAUUCGGUCGAUCAUCAUUAUCGCAACGAUGGGCAAUCGUACGUUGCGUAAUUAUACCACCUUAUACCUUUUUUAUAGCGUUUCUAUUUUUCAUGUUUUGAGUUUUUGUCGGGUAAUUCUGGUAUCAGUUAGGAUGAGUAAACAUUGUGUUGUAAAUAGCAUCAAUUGUUUGUCUUUAAUUGUCUCGCUUGGUCCACGUGAUGGAUGGAUGGAAAAUUGACAACCACGCCAAAAAUAAUGAAAUACAAAUACAUACAAAGCUUGAAUCAAAAAAUUGACUAAAAAUU